AAGCAAGGGAGGGAUAGAGAGAAAGAAAGAACAAGGGGCUGGUGGAGGAAGAGGAGAGGGGAGUUGGAGAAAUCGGGGAAUAACACUUAAGAAAAAGCGCACAGAGGAGAGGAGGGACGGCACCCGGCGCAUUGGACAUCCCCAGCUUCCUUCCCUCGGGCUGUCACAGCAGAUUGGACUCCGAAGGACCGACACGGCGGCCACCCCAGACCCCAUGGGGUAACAGAUGUUUUAAGGAGAGGCUUUUGUUCAGCUACACAGAUGAACAACAGGAAGGAGGACAUGGAGAUCUCAUCUCACUACCGUCAGCUCCUCAGAGAGCUCAAUGAGCAGAGGCAGCACGGCAUCCUCUGUGACGCCUGUGUCAUUGUGGACGGAAAGAUCUUCAAGGCCCAUAAGAAUGUCCUUCUGGGCUCCUCACGCUACUUCAAGACUCUUUACUGCCAGGUUAAGAAAGGAGCCGAGCCUCCCCAUCAGACUACUGUUACUCACCUCGACAUCGUAACGGCAACCGGCUUCAAAGCCAUCUUGGAUUUUAUGUACUCAGCUCACCUUGCCCUUACCAGUAAGAACGUGAUCGAGGUUAUGUCGGCCGCCAGCUACCUUCAGAUGACGGACAUUGUCCAAGCCUGCCACAGCUUCAUCAAGGCUGCUCUUGACAUCAGUAUCCGCUCAGAAAUGGCCGAUGAGCUGGCUGACUUUGAAAUGGGAGCUGUUGCUGCAGGUUUAGGAGGAGGUGGAGGAGUAGCUGGGGUUGGAGGAGGGGUAGGUUUAGCUGGAGCAGGGGGUGUUCCAGGUGCUAGCUUGGGAGGAGGUGGGAUAGUGGGUAUAGCCUCUGAAGCGUUGGCCUCUAUAAUUUCUGGUCGCAGCACCUCUCCCUGGCUGGCACGCAGAACUAGUCCAGCCAACUCCUCUGGGGAUUCAGCCAUUGCCAGUUGCCAUGAGGGAGGCAGCAUGUAUGGGAAGGAAGACCAAGAACCUCCUAAGAGCCAUGAGAGCCAAGAGGAAGCCUGUCAUGACUCUCAGCCUGCCUGGCCUCAUGACUAUAGGCCGGUCAGUGUCAAAGAGGAACAAGUUUCUCCUGCCUCUUCUUCUCAUCCAAGGGACACUCCCAAAGGGUCAACACAUGUAGAACAAGGGACAGGGGGAUCUAGUGGUGGAGGUGUUGAAGGACCCUGGCAACCUCUAUCAGGGUCAGGCCGGAGGAAGAACAGGAAGAACAAGGAUACAGUCAGGCAUAUUACCCAACAGGCUGAGAAAACCUGGGAUCGGCAGCGAGAUAGGGAGAGAGAAAGAGACAGUAGGCCUGGAUCACCACUCCCCUCCAUGCUGGCUGUCACUGGAUGGACCUACAAUGGACAAGACAUUCCAGGGGCAGACGUGACCGAACCUAACAGCUCAGACAGCCGUGGCGAACGCCUCGAUUUUUUCCUUAAGCAGGAAGAGGCUCUCACAACAGAGCCGGGCUUCCUGGGCGCCAACGAAUCGGAGGAGGCCAGCGGAGGAGCGGGAGGCGGAGGCAUCUCGUCAGUAGCCAAUCUGAAGGCAGCGCUCAUGAGUAAGAACAGCCUGCUGUCGUUGCGGGCUGAGAUGAUGGGAGAUGAUAACCCCUUGCUGUAUGAGUACCUGCCCAAAGGAGGACACUCCCUGUCCUUGAAUGACUUCACGGUGAUCCGUAAAAAGUUCAAGUGCCCCUACUGCAGUUUCUCUGCUAUGCACCAGUGCAUCCUUAAGAGGCACAUGCGCUCACACACCGGUGAGAGGCCCUAUCCAUGUGAAAUCUGUGGCAAGAAGUUCACCAGACGGGAGCACAUGAAGAGGCACACGCUGGUCCACAGCAAGGACAAGAAGUAUGUGUGCAAGGUGUGCAGCCGGGUCUUCAUGUCCGCAGCAAGCGUCGGGAUCAAACAUGGCUCCCGGCGGCAUGGGGUCUGCGCAGACUGCUCAGGCAGGGGGAUGGCUGCGCUGCUGGACCACAACGGGGAGACGGGUGGCGACAUCUCCCCCGAGGAGGAGCUGUAUCCUGGGGAUCGGUUUCACGACGACCAGGCAGAGUGCGAUGGCGACGGGGAGGGGGAGGAAGAGAUGAUGGUGGAAGGGGACAGUGAGAUUUUGGGGGAAGGGGAGGAGGAGGCGGGGAAGUGGAAGGACUCAGGGAUUGCCGCCGAGGCACACAGAGCACUGGACAAUGAGAAGGAGGAGAGUGACUCCUCCGCUCAUGAGGGGGAGCAGCAGAAUGGGAGCGAGAAGGACUUUGCCUGGAUCUCGUAGAACCUUUCAAGCCUCCUGUUUGUGGCUCAUCAACCAAUCUCUGGAGAUCUUCUCUGAUCUCUCAGGCAGAUUCCUCUGCUCACUUUACCCACUCGCCCCACCCACUGUGGGCAGGCCUUCCUUUGGAGAUGCUGUAGGGUGAUGCACGACAAUGAUCGAAACACUCAAAUGCACACACACACACUUUCUCAAGCUUGACCGCCAUAGAAGAAGAGUAAUCAAGAGAUGGCUUGAGUACAAGGCUUUUUUCCGCUUACCUCCUCCUCUACAGAUGCAGUGUUUUUGUGGUUUUUUUUUCUUCUUCUUGAGGGUUCAGGCUGGAGUCCAGCUGUUUUCUGCUCUGUCACAACAGGAAUCAGGCUGCCAAGGAGGUGGCCGGGGCUAGACUGCAACUUUGUAUGUUUGCCAUCACAAUCAUUGCAGAAACCAAGGAUCAUAGACAGAGUAAGGAGAGGACAGUCAGGAAAGAGGGGGUCUCAAAGCCAGAGUCUAAAUCUAUUGCAAAGAUUGAGUGUCAGGGUGGGGGCCUGGGAACCCCCAAAUGACACAUUUUUCCUUUUUGAGUCCUACUGCCACAGACUUGCACUUUAAUGACAACUGACUCCUAUCAAAGUCCUGAACCCGUGGUUUACAUUUUUUGAUCUGACAUUUACUUACCUGAACAACUCGGUGACCGCACCUACCUUUAAGGAUAUACCUUAUGUCCUCUCUGACUGUUAUCGCCAGAUAGAAAUCACUGAAUCUUUGUGCAGAUUGCUGUUUAUAGAGCCUAUGCCUUUUUAGUGGGGGGUCCUUUAUCUUUUCUUCUCUUAAGUUUGCUGCCUGGUUGCUAUUGAUCCAUUCCAACAGAAACUGGAGAUUUGUACAUAAAGAUGUUAAAGAAGGGUGAAAAGAAGGCCGUGUGAGACAAAGAGGAAGAGAGAAUAAACUUUGCUCUUAGAAAUUUGAGAGUUUGAGACGAGACGUUUCAGCUCCGAGAGUCAAUGUGAGCACAGAGUGGAACUACCUUACACUAACAAACACUCUUUGUCUCUCACGCUGAAGUUUGUGAUGAUAGGACCUGAGAGGCAAGUCUCUCACACCUUUUUUCCCCCCCUCCCUUGUUUCAUUCUUUCUUAUUUUAAUUUAUCCUUCCUCAGACUUGUACAUUCAAGUUUCUCCACACGGAAUAUGCAGACACUUUUCACAAUGACCUUUUUUUUUUGUGCUUGAGUUUCUCCUGCUUUGUAAGGUGUUAAGAAAAAGGAUCAAUGUUGUGCUUGAAGUUCAGAGGUUUCAGUAUUUGUAUAAAAUUUGAUUUGUUAUUUAUUGAGAAAAAGUCUUUUCCUUUCUGUGUGUUUGCGUGUGUGAAUGAGGGUCCGGCGUCCAGAAAGAGUCUACACUGAUUUAUAAAUUUAUUUCUGAUUUUUUUUUUUUUUGUUUUGUUUCUUUUUCUUAGGGGGGUGGGGCAAAAGUUGUGGACAAUUCAAGUGAGGUUGGUGAUAUAUGUCUUAAUAUAAUGAAUAUCAGAACUAUGAUUAUUGUUGUUGAUGUUGCUAUUAUUAAUUAUUCAUAUUAAGUGCUGGAUGAUAAGCUUUACUGUGUGUUUUUCUUUUAUUUGAUAUUUUCUAUCUUGUAUAAAAGGAAAGCUUUUAUACUUUUGCCUUGUUGUGGACAGCAAGCCAUGGAGCUUUUUAUCAAUCUUUUAUCGUGCUGGUUUAUGCUUUAUUUUUUUUGUCAUAUUUCUUUAUUUUAACUACUGGGGGAAAAAACACAUUCACUCUUCUGCUCCUCUCUUAGAUAUUGAUUGAAAUGGUUUUUUUCAGCUUAUGCUUUUUACAUCUCUAAUGUACACUAAUUGAUUAAUACGGAACCAAAAAAAAAGAGAAAAAAAAAUGUCAUUCUAGUACUUUUGUAUACAUGAAGUGCUUUUGUUUCGCAGUUCGUGUUUAAACGAGUGCUUUUUGCCUUUAUAGCUGUGGUUAACAUGUUUCGUUGUUGGGUUGUUUUUAUAUAUUUUUUUUCACAAGCCUGUUGCUAUCCCUUACAAUCAGAUUAAAAAAGUGCACAUUUUGGUUUUGUUUUCUGUUUUAUUCUUGUUCAUUAUGAAGAGCUGUGUAAGACGGCCGGCUUGCUUUUGCGGACUGCACCCUGAAAAUCAAGCAGAUGAGAUCUUUAUUUUAUUCGUUCACAGUUCAAAUAACACACAAGUACAGAUUAACACUCCUCUUUUAUGUGAGUGUGUGCAGUCUGGAUCUCAUUCUGCAAUAAAGAUUAAAAAAAUGGAAAGGAAAUGCUGCAGCUGUGAUGGUUAAACACAUCAGGCUCUGUUGCAGGUGCCAUGGAUUGUACUGCUGGUCAAAAGAAGUUAAAAACACAGCACAACACGUGAUGCUUUCUUCAUUUAUAACAGCUCUGUUAUUCAUUGUAUUUUUGACCCAUUUUUUAAACUGUUCUUUUUUGGGGGUUAAAAAAGACAAUAGGGUAGAAAUUUUGAUGAAUGUUAGUAAUGGGUGGAAAAGGAGCCCAUGAUCAGAGACAAAUCUGUCCUGUGGUGCUGUUAUGGCCACUUAGAGACAUCUGGAUGUAUGUUUGAUUUCCUCCCGGAACCCCUCACCUUACACUUUACUCUCUUUUCACAUGUGCUGUAUGUGCUCUUCCUCAUUCCGGGUUGUACUUCAGGAAAACGUCCGCCAUUGACCCCUUAAUAUGUGCCUCAAUGACAUUUUUUUCACCCGGGUGCUUGCGAGAGCGUCUGUGUGGAAAGAUGAGAAAAUAAUGGUGUCUGUAGGUAGAGAUUAUCAAGACUUUUUUUUUUUUUUUCUCCAAACGAGACAAAUCAGAACUGGGCAACUUCAUCUUCCCCUCUUUCCUCGACCUAUCUGUGGUCCUAACUUGCAUGUCUGUUUUCAUUUUUUUCAUACCAAAGCAACAUCUUCUGCAUCUGUGCACGGCGGCCUCAUUCCACAGUGCAAAACUGGAACUCUUUGCUCUUUUUGCAGAUGAAUAUGGGUAUUCUUUGACGUGUACAAACUGCAAUCCUCAUUCAGCCUGUAUAGCUUGACUGACAUGUGAAAAUCAUGAAGCCAUAGAUAUUGGUAUAUCUAUAUUCUACUAUAUUUCAAAAAAAAGAAAAAAUUGGCGCUUUUUACUUUAGAGUUUGUUCCUCUACUAAGAGUGAUGUGUGUAUACCUUCAUAUAUAUGGAUUUAUAUUACUAUUAUAUAUUAUUUAUUUACUCUUUCAAGUUUCAAAAGGUCUUUUGUUUAAAAAAAAAGGUCACACUUGAAGCUUGAGGUUUGUUUUUGUUUUUGUUGGGAAUAUUUGUUCAAUAUGAUACUGACUUUAUAAUGAUUAUUAUCAUAAUCCUGUGUUUGUAACAAAAUGUGGUAAAUAAUCAGAAAAAAAAGAAAAAAAAACUGUCCUGUUUUUACACCUGCUUUGUUUUUGGGCAGAUUUAAGUGCUCUUGUGCUGAUAUAUUAUUUUGGUUGAUAGUACUGAUCACAGAACAUUUCUUUUGCUGUCCUCCAUAAGCCUUCUGUUUCGGUGUUGGGUCGAGACCGCAAUUCGUCCAAGCCUCUUUCUAACUUCAUGUUUAGUGGAAGAAAUAGCUUACCUUUUAUUUGCAAAUCCAAUCAGUCUCAAUAAAUUUUGAAAU
This is a messenger RNA of Cyprinodon variegatus (sheepshead minnow), 5908 nucleotides long. RefSeq names its product zinc finger and BTB domain containing 46 (gene zbtb46). Bases 262 to 2271 code for a protein of 669 amino acids. The record is from RefSeq and is a predicted model, not a curated record. Gene Ontology annotation, molecular function: RNA polymerase II cis-regulatory region sequence-specific DNA binding; DNA-binding transcription factor activity, RNA polymerase II-specific; protein binding. Gene Ontology annotation, biological process: regulation of transcription by RNA polymerase II. NCBI's taxonomy places the organism in Eukaryota, Metazoa, Chordata, Actinopteri, Cyprinodontiformes, Cyprinodontidae. The transcript is spliced from 6 exons.